GGGACCCCUGGCAACGGGGUCAGGACGUGAUGUGACGUGGGCCGACCUCUGCGUCAGAAUUGAGAGAGAGCAGAAGGCCUCGGUGCGGGGGGUCGCACUGGGGUCCCCUGGAAGGAGGCCAGGCCCGGGCCGGCGGCAGCCAGGGGAGCAGGGGCUCCAAGAACUGGCAGCGCAGCAGAGGCCUUGGUCGCCGGCAGGAGGCCCUCAGGUCACAGAGUGAAGGAGGCAUAGCAGGUCUGUGUCGCUGGACCUGGUGAGGUCCACGUUGUCUCCGAGCCUGGUGCCAGGGGCUCAACUCGCCCAGCCCAACACACAGGGGACUCCUUGUGUAGCCAAUCCUGAUGCGGCCCGCUCUCUGCCCUGGCACGGGGCCUCUCUUGGCCCACCUGCACCCCGACCAGCCAUCCCACCGCUGUCUUCAGCUUUAGCUCCACGCCCACACCAUGCCCCUGAGGCACACGAGUCAGCUCUGGAAGCUGGAAGAAGACCCGGGAGAAGCCCAGGGCCUGGUCAAUGCCCAGCUGCCAGAGGCUGAGGAUGAAGACGAAGUUUCAUCUCCCCCCUACCUGUGUUCCUCUUCCUCCUCCUCCCCCCUCCUCCUCCUCCUCUUGCUCCUCCCCUUCCUUGUCCAGCUCUGGCCUGUUCUUUGUGCCCCCAGAGGAGGGGUCUGAGACUGCCUGGAGUCCUCCCCAGAGCCCUCAGAGUGCCGGGCCCUCCCCCAGUGGCAGGGCACCCAGUGGCUGGAGCCAGGUGGAGUUUGCUGGCCCCAGUGGCCCAGAGGAGGAGAUCUGGAACCCCUGGGAGGUGCCCGAAUAUGCGCAGCCCUCUGCCCAAGGAGGAGACACAAUGCUCAUGAGUGGGGCUGACCUGGUGGGGUUCCUGCUCCGCAAGUAUCUCAACAAGCAGCCCACCAGCCAGGCAGAGGUGCUGGAGGUCCUCAGCCCAGAUAUGCAGGAUGCCUGGCCCGAGAUCUGGGGUCAAGCCUGUGAGUGCAUGCAGCUGGUCUUUGGCGUAGAAGUGAAGGAAGUGGACCCCAUCGCACACUCCUACGUCCUGGUCACCGUCCUGGGCCUCAGCUACGAUGGGAUGCUGAGCGGUGAGCAGGGCCUGCCCACGACCGGCCUCCUGGUGCUGCUCCUGGGGGUGAUCCUCCUGGAGGGCGACCGUGCCCCCGAGCAGGAGGUGUGGGAAGCCCUGGGGGUCAUGGGGGUGUUUGCCGGCAGGCAGCACGUCAUCUAUGGGGAGCCCAGGGAGCUCCUCACCCACGUCUGGGUGCAGGAAGGCUACGUGGAGUACCGGCAGGUGGCGGGCAGCAACCCUGCCCGCUACGAGUUCCUGUGGGGGCCCAGGGCCCACGAGGAAACCAGCAAGCUACGGGUCAUGGAGUAUGUGCUAUGGGUUAAUAGCAGGUGGCCGGUUUCCUCCCUGGCCCCGUUUGAUGAGGAAGAGUGGGCCUGAGCCCCAGAGGCGGCCAGGCCCUUUCCAGCCUUUGGUGGGGUCGGCAGCUUCUCCCGCGGGAUGGGCACGAAGGGAGGCAUCCCUUCGGCUGCUUCUUCCCCGUGGGCGCCUCUGGGUCUCCCUGUGUGUGUGUGUUUGUGUGUUUGUUUGUGUGUUUGUGUUGGAGAAGACAGACCACUGGGCUUUCUAGGAGUGCAGGGCCAGGGCGGCUUGGGGGCAGAAAGCAGGGUGAAAAGCCACUCUGGGGGCCUGUUCUCUGCCGCGACCCGGAGAUCGAGAGCUUGGUUAACAUGAGGAGGCUCUUGCACAUCGCUGCUCGGAUUCGGGGGAUUCAUCAGCUUGGGAGGCUACGUGUGUCACUGACAUUCCCCCCGCCCGGACCGCCGCAGCCGCCGCCCCCCCCCCCCAUCCCGAACUUCUGUACAUCCCCCAGUUCAACAGUUAAGAGUUUCAUCCUGUCCUGAAAACCAGCUGGCCAAAGUCCACCUUCGUCCCUGUGUGGGUCCCACCCGGAUCCUCAUCCCAGGCAGGGCACUGGGACAGAAAUGGGUUGGGAAGCAGCAAGGACGGAGGGGUCAAAGGACGGGGUCGGGUCGUGCAGCCAAUAAAAAGGAAAAGUCUUUUGUUCUGGC
Messenger RNA from Canis lupus familiaris (dog), 2090 nucleotides. Its product is annotated as melanoma-associated antigen 8-like. Gene Ontology annotation, cellular component: nucleus. NCBI's taxonomy places the organism in Eukaryota, Metazoa, Chordata, Mammalia, Carnivora, Canidae. The record is from RefSeq and is a predicted model, not a curated record. The transcript is spliced from 2 exons. The coding region runs from base 514 to 1458 and encodes 314 amino acids. Gene Ontology annotation, biological process: negative regulation of transcription by RNA polymerase II.